Molecule: messenger RNA, 1862 nt
Organism: Amaranthus tricolor (Joseph's coat)
Lineage: Eukaryota; Viridiplantae; Streptophyta; Magnoliopsida; Caryophyllales; Amaranthaceae
Product: dnaJ protein ERDJ3B
Exons: 10
Coding region: 399-1442 (347 amino acids)
Biological process (GO): protein folding
Source: RefSeq, a predicted model, not a curated record
GGCCCAUCCUCGUUUCCUUUUGACACGGCAAGCUCUCAAAAUUUCCACCUUAAUUGAACUUCCACGUGGCACUCACUAAUUGGACAUAAGCAACAAAAACUGCUUCCUGAUUGGUCCAAUUUCACAACGAACACGUAUGUUUGAAUUCCACAUCCGUUUGACAGUCUCCUCACAAAAACAAACAAACUAACACACACUCACAAACCAAAAUUCCAUCGCUCAUACAACAACGAACAAAUCCGAUGUCACAUUGAUUUUCCUGACAAUCGAAAGACAAAUCAAGAGAUUCAAAAUCUUACUAAGCAUUAAAAGAAUCAGAAAUCAACAGAUUUAGUAAACCCUAGAAAUUCGAUUUGUAUUGGAGAGAUCACGAUUCGCGCUCUCUCCCUGAUACAACAAUGGCGAUUCAAAGAACAACAACAUUGAAUUUGUUGUUUCUAUUCUUCGUUUUAUCUUACUGUAUAUUCUCCAUUGCAGCGAAGAAUUACUAUGAUGUACUGCAAGUUCCAAAAGGAGCUUCAGAAGAUCAGAUCAAAAGAGCUUAUAGGAAACUUGCAUUGAAGUAUCACCCUGAUAAGAAUCAAGGCAAUGAAGAGGCUAACAAGAAAUUUGCUGAAAUUAAUAAUGCUUAUGAAGUUUUGACAGACAGUGAGAAGAGGAAAAUUUAUGAUAGGUAUGGUGAGGAAGGUCUUAAACAAUUUGCCACAAGUGGUGGCCGAGGUGGUGGUGGUGGUGGUUUCCAGGAUAUAUUUAGCCAAUUUUUUGGAGGAGGAAUGGAGGACGAGGAAGAGAAAGUAGUGAAAGGGGAUGAUGUGAUUGUAGAUUUAGAAGCCUCAUUGGAAGAUUUGUACAUGGGAGGCACAUUGAAGGUUUGGAGGGAAAAAAAUGUCAUCAAGCCAGCAUCAGGACAAAGAAACUGCAACUGUCGUAAUGAGGUCUAUCAUCGCCAAAUAGGUCCUGGGAUGUACCAGCAGAUGACUGAACAGGUCUGCGAUAAGUGUCCAAAUGUGAAAUUUGAACGUGAAGGUUACUCUUUGACAGUAGAUAUUGAAAAGGGAAUGAAAGAUGGACAAGAAAUAACUUUCUAUGAAGAUGGGGAGCCCAAAAUUGAUGGAGAAGCAGGGGAUUUAAAGUUUCGCAUCCGUACGGCCCCCCAUGAUGUUUUCGAUAGAGAAGGCAAUGACUUGCGUACGACUGUUACUAUAACUUUGGUUCAAGCUCUUGUUGGAUUUGAGAAGACUAUCAAACACCUUGAUGAUCAUCUGGUCGACAUUGGUUCAAAGGGCAUUACAAAACCCAAGGAAGUGAGGAAGUUUAAAGGAGAAGGUAUGCCGCUGCAUUUGAGCAAUAAGAAGGGUGAUCUUUAUGUCACCUAUGAAGUUUUGUUUCCAAGUUCGUUAACCGAAGAACAGAAGACCAAAAUCAGAGAAAUUUUUGCUUGAAUUAUCGGAAAGGUUUUUUCUUUUUCUGUUCAAAGAUGUUCCAAAAUGUCCGAUGUAACUUGAUGGUUUAAAUUUUUCCUCUUCGAUAAUUUGGUUAAUACUUAUUAUGUGGUAGCUUAGGUUUUUUGUUUUAGAUAUUGCAAAUUGCAAUUCUCCUGUACUUAAAGGGUCAUCUACUUGCAACUGCAAUGGGUCAGCUAGAUAUCAACUCAAGUUGCUAAAAUACCGUUGGUGAGAAACAAUAGGAUGGUUGUAUCAUCAAUACAUAAUUGUAUUAUUUGAUUUCUGGCAGACAUUAUCAGCCUAAAACCUUGAUACUUAGGUUCUAAUUAUGCAACUAACUUUGUGUUUAUUCUUUUUCAUAUUUAUGGCUUUUUAUAGCUUAUCGGGCUACUUUACUAAGCCCAUCCCAAGUCCAAA